CAGCACCAGCAAUUACCUGGGACGAUUGUGUUGCGACUGCACGAAGAAACCGAAGGACAAGCCGCGACUUAAACUAUGGGUGGGGCGAGGAGAAGAGGCGUUACUUCCACUCCAACUGAAUACAACUCAAGCCCUGCAAACCAAUAAUCGUGUCUUCAAAGGGGAGAAAAGGCCACUUGUCGUUCGACGUGACUUCCGUGGCCCUAGAAACAUAUGUUUUGUUGUAUAUUUAUAAUAUAAGCCUAGCAAACGAAGCGGGUAAAUAAGUUGUCAAAGUACGGAGCGCCAGACCUCGGUUCAUCUUUCUGAGCAAGAUCUCAAGAAAACAAGCCGACCGGCGUUCGCUGCGUUCUUUACAAACAUUGGACUGCCGGAGCCGGAGUGUCAGUACGCUUAGAAAUCACGGUGGCGCACAUGGCAAAUAAACUCUAAGCACGAUGCGCCGAUUCAGCUCGGAGGGGUCCCUCUUGGACCUGGACUUUUUGCCAUGGAAACGGGUGGAGCUGCGGGACAAGGGGUACUCCCAGGACGGGGAGUCGGGCACCUACACGCCGCAACUGUCGCUGAGCGACUCCGAUGGUCACAUGGUCGUCGUCCCGCCCGGCCUGGACGGGGAGGAGGCGGGGGCGUCUGGUUCGCCCCAGAAGGCCCCGCUCACCAAGGAGUUCAGCGUCAGUGCAGAGAACGUGUCGGGGCGGGGCCAGGAGGACAGGGCCGGCUCCUACCUGCGCGUGGUCUCCCUCGGCGACGGUUGCCGGGCAUACAGCGACGGCCAGCUUGCCCCCGCGGCGGCCGGGGGGCGGAGCAGCGAGCGCGAGGACAUGGAGGAGGGGCCCUCGCGGCAUUCCUCCUCCUACUCCUCUUCCUCCACAGCCGCUUCCGCCACCUCCAGAUACCACCACAGGCAGCAUGCCAAGGCCCGGCUGACGUCAGCAAAACUACACCUGAAGAACCUGUUUGGACAGAGCCCUCACUCGUCUCACACCAACCUCAGCUCAGAGCAUAAGGACAUUCAGAACAGCUCCAGGGAGAAGAAGUCGCGCCUCCCGUUCCUCCGGCAGUGGAGCCAGGUGGGCCACGGCAGCGCACGGCUGAGCCGGGAGGAGGUGCUGGGCUGGGCCGAGUCUGUGGACGUGCUGCUGUCCAGCCGCGUGGGCGUGGCUGUGUUUGGGGCGUUCCUGCGUUCUGAGUUCAGCGAGGAGAACCUGCAGUUCUACCUGGCCUGCGAGCAGUUCUGCCAUUCCUCCACCAACUUCACCCUGCAGAGGAGAGCGCGCGAUAUCUACGCCACUUACAUCCAGCCUGGAGCUCCCAGAGAGGUGAAUUUGGAUAGUAAGACUCGGGACCUGACGCUGCAGCUGCUGCAGGCCCCCUCCCACUCCUCUCUAAGCCACGCCCAGAGGCGGAUCCACUACCUCCUGGAGUCAGACUGCUACCCCCGAUUCCUGCAGUCGCCCGUCUACCUCUCCCUGCUGGAAUAGAGGGAGAGAGGGAGGAGAGGAAGAGAGGGGGAGAGGAGGGGAGGAGAGGGGGAGAUGGAGAGAGGGGGAGGUGGGGAGAGGGGGAGGUGGAGUCGGACUGCUACCCCCGAUUCCUGCAGCCGCCCAUCUGCCUCUCCCUGCUGGAAUAGAGGAAGAGAGGGGGAGAGGGAGGAGAGGAGUCAGACACCAUGCUCAUGUGACUGCUCUGCACAGUUAAUGCAGCUCCCUAACAUGUAAACGCCCCCCCCCUGCUUCCGCUGCUUUGGGCACUGUUACAAAAUUCAGCCAGAAAGCUUUUUUUUUUCAGCAGCACGUUUUGUAAGACUGGAAGUUCUCACACUGCUUGCGUUUGGCAAUCGCGCUACGCGUGGAGGGAAUAAGCAGCACAGAGUCUUCUUUCCAAACUGCACCGCUGCUUCAAAAUUUUUUUGUGUUUUUAAUGGAAAAAAAUAAGAAAUUUCCAUGAAAAUGCCCUGAACGCCUCUUUUUAAACAAUAAAGUUGACCUCUGGCUGAACUCCUGGCCCGGAGAAGACAGGAACAAGUGAGAGAG
Molecule: messenger RNA, 2033 nt
Organism: Anguilla anguilla (European eel)
Lineage: Eukaryota; Metazoa; Chordata; Actinopteri; Anguilliformes; Anguillidae
Product: regulator of G-protein signaling 3
Exons: 6
Coding region: 438-1481 (347 amino acids)
Source: RefSeq, a predicted model, not a curated record